Messenger RNA from Rhopilema esculentum, 4733 nucleotides. RefSeq lists its product as uncharacterized. NCBI's taxonomy places the organism in Eukaryota, Metazoa, Cnidaria, Scyphozoa, Rhizostomeae, Rhizostomatidae. Gene Ontology annotation, biological process: spindle organization. The record is from RefSeq and is a predicted model, not a curated record. Gene Ontology annotation, cellular component: centrosome.
UAGACAAGUAAAUGUAGAUAAGACUCGCAAGAAAUCGCAAAAAUAAGCGAUUUGAACUUCAUACCUCGGACUUAACCUGACGCUUCAAUAAAUCUAAGCAAUUUUAGAUAUUAAAAAUUGUUAACUUUAUUUCUCAUUCUUCAUAAAAUGUUUCUUGAUUUACUUAUUCUUGUACAUAUGACGUUGUCGAAAUAUUUCAAGAGAAGCAAGGAAAUUCAAACUAAAAAAGUAAAUGGAAUAAUAGUCUAAAGAUUGAUUUGCUUCAGCUAAAUCGGUGGUGCAAAGGCUGUGGAUUUUAGAUAAAGCUGUUGCAUCUUUUGAAAUGAUAUGGUUUGAAUCCAAACUUGAUUAUAGCUGCUCUACCCUUGGGAGUUUUCUAUUCGGUACCUCAGACCUCUGUAAUGUUUGAAAGGCGUUAAAGCUUCGAAAUUAUGAAUGUAGUACCCUCUUUUUAUUGUGGUAAAAAUCUAUUUCUUUAAAUUUUGAGGAAUUUCUUGAUUUUUCUAGCAUUUUUGUAGUAAAAAUCUAAAUAUAGUAAAAAUCUUGUAGAAUGAAUUCUAGUCAUGCCUGACGUAACCAACUAUUGUUAUCAACAGAAUUCUUCAUGGAAACGGGGCUUAGAAAUACAAUAUGAAUGUAAAAUGGCGGGUUGAUGGUAGUAUAGAAGUAGGUUAACUCGCUUGAGAGUUUGAGUCAUCUUCAAAGAUGGAGAGGAAUCCGCAGAGGCUCAACAGAGACAGAAAUGAUGCUUUAAAAAGACACAAAAGUGAUCUGAUUGGGUCAAGAAUGAAAGCAGAGAGACUUAAAAGCACUCUCCGGAAACUGAAGGAUGAAGAGCAAAAGAGCAAGUUGCGCAAUGAUAGUUUGAUACAUGAUUUUGAAAGAGUGAACAACAUGGCUGAAAGUUUAGAGACAAAGGCAAGAAAGUUAAAGAAAGUUAAGCAAGACUAUGAGACCUAUAUUCAUACAAUUUACCCUAAUUGGAAGGAAAAUCUGGACUUGAGCAAAAAUUCCUCACCUGGAGCAUCAGAGAAGGAGAUGAACAAUACUUCAGGCUCCUUUAACAAAAGACUGGAUAAAAGAGAAGGAAACACUUUCAAUUCGAGUGGUCCUUUGCAUUCAACAGCAAUAAAUGUCAAUAGAGACUCUGUGACAGACAGAACUUUGAAUUUUUCACCCAGAAUGAACUCGAACAGAUCAGGAAGAGAUCAUCAAUCCAUUAAUGGUUAUAAUGGGUACGAACCUGAAUUUUUUGUAGGAUGCAGCUCUUUUCAUGAAGAUAGGGCAAAAAUGCCCAUGCAGUAUGAACAUUACUCUAAUGGACCAAACCAAAUUCCUGCUUCAUCUCUCUUUAGGGACCAAAAGGACUCAGUUAAUCAUCGUGUUUCUUCCCCUUAUUAUCAUAACGGUUAUCAAGGCACAGGUAGGCCAGUCACUCAAAAUUUUGUUAAUCCAACGCAUGAUUACAGCGAAUCAUUCAGCGGUACAAGACAGUCACGACCAAAUAUUUUGAAUAUCCCAAAGAUUGAUCACCCUACUAAUAUAUCAGACUAUACCAUACUUCCGCAAGCUUUGGCUUUAAGUCCAGAAGGACAGUUGGUUUUGUUACCUAUGGCCGUCUCUCCACGAAUGCAGUCAUUUGAGAGCCGAGGGCCGAUCCAAACUGCACCAUACUCUCAAGCUGAAAGUGACGUCAAUAUUACUGGGGAUGGUGUUAGAGAGACUUCUCAAAGAACGAAAGGAAAGUUAGAUCCUACUUCUACCAAGCUGAAAGAAAAGAGGAUAUUUAGUGUUGAUAGAUUAGAAAGUGAAGUUCCAAUUGCUGGUGAACCUUUUUCAAAUGAGAAGGGUUUUGGCAAGGAUCCAAGUAAAGGCGCUCGUAGUGAUGUGCGAGUUGCAAGGAUGGAGAACCACGAUAAUGAAACUGAGCUUGAUUUUAGAUUUAGGCCGUUUAAAGGCGACAGUAACGAUACUACGAAUGACUUUGUAGAGAAUGGCGCCAAGCAUGACGAAAAGGUUUUCGUACUCGAGGAAAUGACGAAAAGUGAAAAGGCCCCAGGGACUAUGCUGGAGUCCUUUAUAUCAAAUGUUUCGGAUGAAAGUUUAUAUAGGAAUAAAAAUGACACUGACAAAGAGCUGAUUGAAUCAAGAAAGCCGUUACUGGUAGAGAAUGAUGUGGGAAAUCAAGUGAAUUUAGAGAAAGGUAAAGAGGAGGGGGUAAAGCAUUAUAAUCAGAAUCAAGCAGGUGCGCUAGUCAAGAAAAAUGAUCAUGAUGAUGCGCAGUUUUCUAUAAGCAGCCUUGGUAUUAAGAAGGAACUUGUAGAAAGGAUUAGUGAAGAGGAACUAGCAAUAUCGAAUGUGAAUGAAAGUCAUGAAUUGUUAGCUGCCAAUCCAGACGUUUGGAAUCUAGAUGUUUCACCGCCUGAUCUUUUAGGGACGGGAAAUGUUAUUGCGCGCAAAGGUAUUGCCAACAAUGAUGAAAUACCAGAUUUUCGUAAUCACGAGAAUGAUUCUCAUGAGAUUGGGGACAAGCAUAUUGAAGAUGCUAACCUAAAAGCGGAAAAUCAAGAAAAAUUGACAGAGGAAGAGUCCGACCAAACUACUGAGCCAAAUAGAUCUAGCCCUGAAGGCAUCAUCGAAGAAGCUGUAGUUGCUGUGGAUAUGCCUGGCAUAUCACAUCUGUAUGAAGAGAUUGAAAAACGAAUGGGAGUCGAUGAUCGAAAGGAAUUUUAUCGCUCAUCUCCUGACAGCCUAUCUAUAGAUAUGUUGAGCAAGAUUAAAAGCGAACUGUUAGUGGAAGGCGAUCUCCUUCAUUUCAAAACUCCGGACCUAUGUAUAGUUUCAAAGUUAGUGACGACUGAAUAUGUGAAGAACAAUAGUGAAGAUGGUUGCAUUGUAAAGAACGAUGAAGAUUUGUCCCUCGUUUACACUCUAGAUGGUUUCAGAGAAAUUAUUCCAACGGAAUUUGAAGAAUUAUGGGAAUAUGUAUUCAAUCAUAUGGAGCUGUUGUUCGGGAAUAUGAUAUUUGAAUCUACCUCAGUUUGUGAAAUAUUUUCUCAAAUUCUGUGUCCUGGCAGUCAAGAGGUGGCACACGAGGUUUCAAACGCGAUUCAAAGAAUCAUGGACGGAAAUGACGAGGAUUUGUACGACGAAAGUGAGCACGAGUCAAUCCAAGAUGAAGAGUCGAUUGAGAGUAAUGGUGAUCAAGAAGUGAAGGACCAUGUAGAAGAUGACUUAAUUAGUCCUGAACAAAGAGAUACAGAAAUAAACAAGAUAGAAGAAAUUCCGAGCAUUGGAUCACCAAGCAAAAAAAGCGAUCAAAGUUCUCAUUCAGAUGCCAGUAAUGCCCCAUCCGCCGCUAGCCCAUUGUCAAACAAUUCACCAAUUCACAAAGGAACGAUACCAUCAACAAAACUUGAUGAAAGUGCAAAGAAACCAGAUCCAGCCGAUAACUCUUUAGAUUUUGUUGGAAGCGUUUCAGAUGUAAGUGAUGACGACGAUUCAUCAACAUUUGAUUCCACAAAGCUUACCCCGCGAAAUAUCCCGGAAAAUACGGUCUCUGCUAAUGAUAAAAAGAAAGAAUUGCUUGAUGUAAGCUCAACAAGCGAUGCUACAGAAUCUGAAGUUAGCUUGCCAGGGCUAGAAAAUGAUGAAGUGAGUGAGAAAAAGGUAGAAGCUAAAGCCAAUACCAUACCAGUGAGUAAUGAUGAUGAUUCUGACUCUGGAGAAGAUCUGGAAGAUCUACUAAGCGGGAGUCUGGGUAGAAAUAGAGCGGGCAAUGGUAAUGCCGAGUCUGAGAAACCUAGAGGCGCAGAAGGAGCAAAGAUUCGAGCCCAUUUUAAUAAGAAACAAGAUUCAUUUGAGGUGGAUGAUCCAAUGCCGUUACCAAAGAAAAGUGAAGCUGCUUCAAGAAAGGAUGUUUUUUCACCUGAAAAUUCAAAAAGUAUUUCAAGCAAAUUCCGCAAGCCAGGUUUCUGGGAAAAUUCAGACUCGGAAUCUGAGGCAGGCGAACUAAAUAUAUCUGGUGGAAAUGAUUUAUCCGAAAAGAAAGAUGACGAUGAGUUCGACUUUGAUUUUUUCAGUUAAAUACACUUGCGAAUCAAAGAACUCGUCUGGUGGUUUGUGAACAGUUCAAACACUGAAAAAAUGAUCCAAGAUAUUACAUAACUGUUUCAUAGCCUUUGGUUUUGUGUUUAUGAUUCUAUCAAGUUGCUUUCGAUCAAAAACUGUAGAUAAACUUAAUCGACAAAAUUUUGUUACGUCGUCGUUUAGAAGACUGGCAAUAUCUUGCUUUAAGCAUGUUUUAAUUGAUAUUUGUAGCUAUUGUGAUAUAUAUAAUUUUUCAGAUUUUAAUUGUAAAUAGCAAAACUAUAUCAGUUUGGACGAAAAAGCUUUGCAUUAAGAAGAUAAAAAUUACGUGGAAGAUAAAUUUUUCACCGAGACAUGCGAUAAUGUUAAUUUAGUUGUUAUUAGUAUGGAUUAUACCUUGAGGGGCGUAGCCUCUGGGGGAGCCUUAAAUGAUUUGUAAGCAUGAUUUGUAAGCUUUUGUCUUGUCUGUCGCAUUGCUAUUUGCCUGCAGUCUUGCCUAUGCGAGAAAAUCAUUGUGUGCCUUACCUCAGUCAAAAUAUCCUUGCUACUUUUUUAUACGAUUGUUUCAAGGUAGCUGUAUUAUCUUUAAUGUGCCAUGAUACUAAGUAAGGAGAUGCGUGUCUUAUAUGAAAUUGUUUUGGGUG